CUGCAGACGAUGGCGUCGACAUGUCUGUCCUCACACCCGCUUCGAAGAAGGCGCUUCAAAACCUGAGAGCAUUCAUCCCCCCACCCACCAACUACUACCGAUGUCCCCUCAAGCGCAGAGCAGCAGUGCUCAUCCUCCUCUUCGCCGACAAACGUGGAGACCUUCGAGUCGUCCUAACAAUCCGUAGUUCCGCCCUCAAAAACUACGCAGGACAAGCCGCUCUCCCCGGCGGAAAAGCCGACACUCUCCACGAAACGCCCUUCCAAACUGCCCGUCGCGAAGCCUUUGAAGAGAUUGGUCUACCGCAAAAUGACACCGAGCUCCCACCCGGCUACACGGUCGAACACCUCACCGAACUCCCCUCAAAUCUCGCCAUGACCGAAUUGGGAGUCCGUCCCUGUGUGGCAUUUCUCCGCACCCCCGCUCCUAGUCCCCAACAUGGUUUGAACCCCGAUGCGACCAGGGAUAUUCUACCUAAGCUGGAUCCGAGAGAGGUCGAAGCGGUGUUUACAGCGAAUUUUAGGAAUUUCUUGUAUGAGCGAGAUUUGGAUGUCGAUACUGCUAUUGAAGAGGGGGAGGAGAAGGAGAAGAAGAAGAAGGAAUCUGGAGGGGAAGAAGAAGGUGUGUGGUACAAAGGCAGCUGGCACAGUUGGCAUGAAAGCGCAUGGAGAAUGCAUCAAUUCUUCGUACCUGUGAGGAAAGGAGAGGUUUGGCUGGCGAGUAAGAAACCGGAGAGAUAUACAGCUGCGAGGAAUCCGAAUGAGAAGAAACCUGGAGGCGCGAUGCAGAAGAAGGAGGAGGAGGGCAAGAAAGAAAACGAUACAAAGACGACGACGGCGACGACGGAUCAGAAGAGGAAUACUAGUAAUAGUACAUUACAACCACCUUUACCCCCAAAAUUCUACGAGAACCCGAAGAUGAAGAAUGAAAAUAUCAACUCUUCUUCUCCGAGAAAAGUGGAACGCUAUCGAGUCUUCGGAAUGACAGCGAGGAUUUUGGUCGAUGCUGCAAGGGUGGCGUACGGACAGGAACCGGAAUAUGAGCAUAAUAGCCAUUUUGGCGAUGAGGAGAUGAUUGCCAAGUUGAUGAGUAUUGGGAGAUUGAGUGCGGUGAAGAAGGAAGGGGAAGUGUUGACGAGAGAGGUCAUGAGGGAGGCGGGGAGGGCGAAGAUUUGAUGGGAUGGAAGUGGACUUCGUGCGACAACCAGCAGGUAGGCUCACCGUAGCAUUAAGAGAUCAUUAGCAAAAUGCG
Molecule: messenger RNA, 1251 nt
Organism: Sphaerulina musiva SO2202
Lineage: Eukaryota; Fungi; Ascomycota; Dothideomycetes; Mycosphaerellales; Mycosphaerellaceae
Exons: 3
Coding region: 21-1175 (384 amino acids)
Biological process (GO): coenzyme A catabolic process
Molecular function (GO): acetyl-CoA hydrolase activity; coenzyme A diphosphatase activity
Source: RefSeq, a predicted model, not a curated record